UCGUCCGUGUUAAAAGUAACUGCGUUGAAAACAUUGUGUUUAUCAAACCUAAAAAUGACAAUUAAUACGUUUGAAUUUUCCAAAGGCAUUAUAAUUAUCAUAAUGUAUAAUAUGAUAAUUUUAACUUCAAUAAAAUGCAAUGAUUUCGACAUAGACGAUAACUUAACAGUUCCGGAUUAUGACACGAAACUCAUAGUAAACGAUAACAAUUCGUAUUUUGAAUAUCAUUUUCGAAAUACUUCACACCCGGGUCAACUGAAAAUAAACCCAACAGGUUAUUUCUAUUCAAUUUAUAAUUGUACAUACACAGUAUUGCCAGAAGUAGAUUUUGUACUUGAUGAUUAUUCAGAAUAUAUUUUAAAUAUUAAUAAAUUAGAGAAGAUGUAUAAAAGAAAAUAUAAAAACGAUUUUAAAGAUAUCACUAAAUUGAAAAAUCAAGAAUUUCAGUACGUUACACAAUUUAAAAUAGCUUAUAACGCAACAAAGGAGGCAUAUGAAGCAGUUGAACAGUUUGAAAACAUGGUAAAUGAAGGAAAUGUAAAUGAAAUUACUAUGGAAUAUAACAAAGAAAAGAAAAAUGAUAUAAUAGAAAAAUACCUACAAAAUCAAAUGCCUGAAUUACAUUAUACUGCUGAUGGAAAUACACCCAGAUACGUAUUUGAAAAUUAUGAACUUUACGUCAAUCCAACAGAAGACAUCUAUUACAUGUCUAACGUAAAACAGGCUGAAUAUGAUUCUAUUAAAAAAAGAAUGAAAGGUACCUGUAAUGCAUUAAAUGAAUCAGAAUAUUAUGAAGUAAUUUUAUUGUAUCAUUUCUUACCAGAGAUUCAGGAUUCACAUGAAGAUUUUAAACAAUUUAUUGUUAUGUUAAAAACGCAAUACCAAGAAAGUUAUGAGCAAUCAAGUGUAAUAUUCAAAGAAGCUACAGACACGGCUAACCAAACGGACAUUAGCUAUGAACUCACAUUCAAUAAGUUGAAAAGUAAAUUUGUAGUGAACAAUGAAAAUUUCAUGUCAUAUUUGAUUAGAUUGAAGAAACAAGGAUCUGUUGGAUUUCAUCAAGUAUAUCAUACAUCUAUGUAUAAAAUAAGAAAAGAUAAUUAUGGUCCAGUGAAUUACAGUAUUGAUAUGGAUAUUCACGAAGAGAAUUUUGAACCAGAACUUGAUAAGUUAAAACCGAUAGACAAAGUAUCAAUUAAAAAUAUUAAGUUAACAUUUUCGUAAUAAUCAAGUGUAAUUUAUAUCUAUUCAAUAUUAAUAACACGUUUAAAUAUUUGU
Rhopalosiphum maidis (corn leaf aphid) is the source of this 1278-nucleotide messenger RNA. RefSeq lists its product as uncharacterized. The record is from RefSeq and is a predicted model, not a curated record. The transcript is spliced from 21 exons. NCBI's taxonomy places the organism in Eukaryota, Metazoa, Arthropoda, Insecta, Hemiptera, Aphididae. Bases 55 to 1224 code for a protein of 389 amino acids.